AUGAAGAGUGUUGUUUUAGCGGAACAAUCAGUUAAAACUGGUGAAAGAAUCGAAAACGGUGAUAAAGAGAAGAAGAAGAAGCAACGCAAAACUAAUCGUCGAUCUAAGAACACCUCAGACCUUCAUGUGGAGGGGUCGAAUGGUAGAACCAGUGGGAGUAAACCGAAAGAUUGUACUUCUUUAACGAAGCAGCAGAGAUUGGAUUUGGAUAAUACUAGUGAGCUUGAAGCUAUGAGAGCGUCUAAUGUAGCUUUCAAUUCUACGCCGCCUAUGUAUUUCGAUGGGCGAGCGGAAAGUUGUUAUACCAGGAGCUCUGGAAGAAGUCCGCCGGUUCCUUCUGCGGAAAUUAGUAGACAAUUGUUAUCGAAGUCGUGUCCUGAUCCUAGGGAUUGUGAGCAGUCUCCUAGGAUGGAUGGUGACUUGUUCCAGCAAAUUGAAGGUUCAUCACAGCGGAAGAUUUUCUCUUCACAUUGGUCUCUUGAUGCUGUGAAAGAAGCUUUAGAGAAAGGUGAAGCUUUUAAGGCACCAUUUCGGGUGAAUGCUCAUAACCGCAUUGAGGCUUACUGUAAGAUCGAUGGAGUCCCUACAGACAUUCUAAUUACUGGAAAUAUUAGCCAAAAUAGAGCAGUGGAAGGAGAUGUUGUUGUUAUUAAAUUGGAUCCGUUCUCAUUGUGGCCAAAGAUGAAAGGAUUUGUUACCGAGAAUGUUGCUAAGUCUGAAGAAACAAACAUUUCCCCAGAGAAAGACAAGCCUCUUAGCAAUUUAGGAAAAGGUGAGAUAAAUGCAGAUAACAAAAAUGCUCGACGGAAACAUGCUGUUGAUGUUGCGGAAGGUUUUGGAAAUGGGCCCUCGACAAACAAAUCUUCAGUUAUAGGACAAGGGGCUAUGAACUGUGUUGGUCGUAGUUCUACCCCCUUAUUGGAAUCAUGUUUGGGUUCUCCUAGUGAGCAGAAAGGAAAUUGCACUGCGGUUGAGAAGUUAUGCGCCAUCCUUAGUUCCUUCCCCUACAAACGACCAACUGGACAAGUAGUUGCUGUUGUUGAAAAAUCACUUGUAAGAGAUUCUAUUGUUGGCUUGCUGGAUGUUCAGGGGUGGAUUCAUUAUAAGGAAGGUGAUGCCAAAACGAGCAAGUCUCCUUUGCCUCUUUCUGAUGAUGAAUACGUCCAGCUGAUACCUGCAGACCCUAGGUUUCCGAAAUUGAUUGUUCCCUUCCAUGUCUUACCUGGAAGCAUUAAAGCAAGACUCGAAAGUAUCGAUCCAACACUCAAGGCAGAGCUUGUAGCAGCCCAAAUUAUGGACUGGGGCGAAGGGAGCCCGUUUCCUCUAGCCCAUAUCACACAUAUCUUUGGCCGAGGCAGUGAAUUGGAGCCGCAGAUCAAUGCGAUAUUGUAUCAGAACUCAGUUUGCGAUACUGAAUUUUCUUCUGGCUCGCUUGCUAGCCUUCCACGUGUUCCUUGGGAAGUACCAGAAGCAGAGGUUCAACGCAGGAAAGAUCUGAGAGACCUGUGUGUAUUAACCAUCGACCCCUCAACGGCAACAGACCUCGAUGAUGCUCUAUCAGUGCAAAGUUUAGCCGGCGGUUUUUGUAGAGUCGGUGUUCACAUUGCUGAUGUCUCCUACUUCGUUUUACCAGACACUGCUCUUGACACAGAAGCUCAGUUUAGGUCGACAAGUGUCUAUAUGCUGCAGAGAAAAGUACCAAUGUUGCCUCCAUUACUGUCAGAGAACGUAGGUUCACUUAAUCCAGGAGCUGAUAGGCUUGCUUUUUCUAUCUUCUGGGAUAUAAAUAAAGAAGGGGAAGUGAUAGAUCACUGGAUUGGUCGUACUGUUAUACGGUCGUGCUGCAAGCUUUCAUAUGACCAUGCUCAAGGCAUUAUAGAGGGGACAGAUGAGAUGUUGAGGAAUGAUGUUGCCGAAAAUGGCUGGCCUGCGUUGCACGGAUCUUUCCAGUGGAGUGACGUGAUUCGAUCUGUCAAACAGCUUAGUGAGAUUUCAACCAUUUUAAGGCAGAAGAGAUUUAGAAACGGGGCUUUGCAGCUGGAGAAUUCAAAACCCGUUUUUGUCUUUGAUGAAGAUGGAGUUCCGUAUGAUUUUGUGUUGUGUUCUACAAAGGUUUCGAAUUUUCUUGUUGAGGAGUUUAUGCUGUUAGCAAAUACGACUGCGGCUGAGGUUAUUUCUCGAGCUUACCCUGACAGCUCAUUGCUGCGGAAGCAUCCAGAACCUAAUAUGCGCAAGCUCAAAGAAUUUGAAGGCUUUUGUUCGAAGCAUGGUAUGGAUUUGGACGUUUCUUCUUCUGGCCAAUUUCAGGAGUCACUGGAGAAAAUCACGGAAAACCUCAAGGAUGACUCAGUUUUGUUAGAUAUUCUCAACAAUUAUGCUGUAAAACCUAUGCAAUUGGCAUCUUACUUUUGCACUGGGAAUUUGAAGGACAAUGUUGCUGAGUGGGGACACUAUGCACUAGCUGUUCCUCUCUAUACUCACUUCACAUCUCCUCUUCGACGGUACGCGGACAUAGUCGUUCACCGUGCAGUAGCUGCUGCUAUUGAAGCUGAGAUGUUGUACUCAAAGCUUAAGCAAACAUCAAUUGAAGAAGUGAGAGGCUGCUUUACCGGCAUUCGUUUCAAUAAAGAUGCUGCAGAAUCUAUGGAGGGCAAAGAAGCAUUGUCGGUCGCUGGUUUGAAAUAUGGUGUUCCUUCCACUGAAAUACUCUCUGAUGUCGCUGCUCAUUGCAAUGAGAGGAAGCUGGCGUCCCGAAGAGUCAAAGAUGCAUGUGAUAAGCUCUACACUUGGUUUGUGCUGAAGAAAAAAGAGGCAAAAAUCUCAUUAAUUCCUUCUGUGCAGGUUUUUCCGUGUGAAGCUAGAGUAAUGAACUUGGGAUUAAGAUUUAUGACCAUUUACAUUAGCAAGCUCGGUAUUGAACGGAGAUUAUACUACGACCAAAUCGAAGGCUUGUGCGCAGACUGGCUAGAGGCAACAUCAACCUUAAUCCUUAAUAAACUCUAUUUCAAAAGAGGUGGAAGAGGCUAUUUCAAGCCCUUGAAGGAAGUUGCCUAUAUAGUGAGUCCUUGUGACCUAUGUGUUGCAAAAUGCAGUGCGAUGUCUGUCAACGACACCGAGCCAUCAGAGGGCGUACCAAAAGACGAGGUUGCCCCUGCUGUUUUCCCUUUGACCAUUCAACUGUUCUCGACCAUUCCAGUGGUUCUUCACGCUGUUGGUGGGGAUGAUGGUCCGCUCGAUAUAGGAGCUAGACUCUACGUGACUUCAUAUUAUAGUUGA
Molecule: messenger RNA, 3276 nt
Organism: Arabis nemorensis
Lineage: Eukaryota; Viridiplantae; Streptophyta; Magnoliopsida; Brassicales; Brassicaceae
Source: the annotation of a GenBank genome assembly